This is a messenger RNA of Lepisosteus oculatus (spotted gar), 4475 nucleotides long. RefSeq names its product major facilitator superfamily domain-containing protein 6. Gene Ontology annotation, cellular component: plasma membrane. The record is from RefSeq and is a predicted model, not a curated record. Lineage: Eukaryota; Metazoa; Chordata; Actinopteri; Semionotiformes; Lepisosteidae. Gene Ontology annotation, biological process: antigen processing and presentation of exogenous peptide antigen via MHC class I.
AGUUUUUUUUCCCUAAAGCUUUCGGCAAAUGCGGAAAUACGUUUUAACUAACAUUUUACUAUUUUAUUAUUUCCUGUUUUUUUCAUGUUCAUUACUAAACCUGCACUGCAAGGCAAUGAUACGAAUAGCAUUUGAUCGUUUUGCUAAAUCCUAGCAAAAUAUGUCGUACAAACCUAUUUCCACUAGUGCGUGUAAUGUUACAGCCCAGCCUGAAAUGGAGGUUGUUUCCUCAUAGAAACACUGAACUGGCGGCGUGGGUUUGGCCCGACCCUGCUGAGCAGCUAUGGGCUACAAUGCAGGUGAGAGCUGACGUCAAGCUACACCAGCUACAAUGACACUGCACUGAAAUAUGUGAAGAUGGCAGUGUUUUCUUUUGUCUAUGAGCUUUAGAAUUUAAAAUUAGAAGCGUCUUUCUCUUCAAAGCGCGGCUGUAGUCAAUGGAGCGACGUGAAACACGGUAUGGAGACUCGUUGUAAAGAUGAUGCUUGAAAAGAAGAAACGUUUUGGCAGAUCCAAUUAAAUCGCCUACCACCUACAGUAGGGCGGCCGAGGAGGUAUACCGCAGAAGAGCUUCUACAAAGCCUCAAUAGAAACCUAGAAUGGCAAGUGAUGACAGAGUGGCAAUUUUGACGGAGGAUGAAGAAGAACAGAAGAGGAAAUAUGUUCUGGCUGAACCAUUCAAUACCUUGUCUUUUGAUCAGGUGUCUGGAUCUCCUGUAGUCUCACCACCUUCAGAACCACCUUCAUCUGCUGAGGAGGAUGAAAUAGAUUGUUUAGAGAAGAGCUGCAUAAAAAUUGAUAAUCAUCUCCUUAUUUCAAAAGUCUUUUACUUCUUUUUUUAUGCAGCUUAUGGAUCUUUACAUCCUUUGCUACCAGUAUAUUACAAGCAGCUGGGAAUGACACCAAGCCAGAGUGGUCUGCUCGUAGGGAUCAGAUAUUUCAUAGAAUUUUGCAGUGCUCCCUUCUGGGGAGUGGUAGCUGACCGUUUCAAGAAAGGAAAAAUUGUUCUCCUUUUCUCAGUUUUGUGUUGGAUUCUGUUUAACUGUGGAAUAGGUUUUGUGAAGCCUGCUUCAAUGACUUGCACUCCAACUACAGUUCCAACCAAUGCCACUGUUAUGUCAACCUCUACCCUCCCUGUUACUUCAGCUUUAACGACUGCACCAAGACAGAAUAUAACCAAGAGCCGCCAGAAAAGGGACUUGUAUGGUGAACAUUUCCCCCUACCUUCUUUUCAGUUGGAACCAAUUUUAAUCUCCCGGCAAAUCAGGAACAUAAAAGCAAACAUGUCCAGGGAAAACGAAACCUACCCACAGUCAAGUCCUGCCAGUUCUACUACCAGAACCACAACUCAAAGCACAAUAAAAACCACACAUGGAAACAGAAUUGAUUAUAACAAGGACCAAGUAGAGACUAUUUUUCUCUUGAUUCUUUUAGUAGUAAUAAUUGGUGAGUUCUUUAGUGCCCCUGCUGUUACCAUUGUGGACACUGUUACCUUGCAGUAUUUAGGCAAGCACAGAGACCGCUAUGGACUACAAAGGAUGUGGGGCUCUCUAGGCUGGGGACUGGCCAUGCUUUCAGUUGGCAUUGGGAUCGACCACACACAUAUCAAGAUGUUCAUUGAAGGCACGGGCUGCAUUCAGCCUGAUUAUAAAAACUACCAGAUUGCUUUCAUUGUAUUUGGAGUCCUAAUGACGAUUGCACUGAUAGUGACCACACAGUUCUACUUUGACAAUAGCCAUUAUAAACAAGAGAAAGAAGAGGAAAUUGAAAUCCCACAGGUUGCCCACAAUGUUACUGCUGCAGGCAGCUCUGAAGACACCAGUUCUACCACUGUUUCUACCAGCACAAACCGUGGCCAGUUCCAUUACAGAGAUUUGAUUGUACUUAUGUGCAGUGUGCGUUAUGCCACAGUCCUCUUUGUUGCCUGGUUUAUGGGUUUUGGCUAUGGCUUUGUGUUCACAUUUCUCUACUGGCACUUGGAGGACCUGAAGGGGACAACAACACUUUUUGGUAUUUGUUCUGUGCUGAGCCAUAUAUCUGAGCUGGCAGCCUACUUCACCAGCCACAAGCUCAUUGAGUUAGUUGGACAUGUCAGAGUAUUGUAUAUUGGUUUGGCCUGCAACACCGCUCGUUAUCUCUACAUCUCCUAUCUAGAAAAUGCUUGGAUUGUUCUACCCAUGGAAGUGCUUCAAGGUGUGACUCAUGCCUCAGUGUGGGCAGCCUGUAUUUCCUACCUGAGUGCAGCUGUGCCUCCUGCUCUAAGAACCUCUGCUCAGGGAAUCCUGCAGGGCCUUCAUCUGGGUUUGGGGAGAGGCUGUGGGGCCAUGGUUGGAGGAGUCUUUGUCAAUUUCUUUGGUGCGGCUGAGACAUUCAGAGGAAUAGGAAUGGCAUCUCUCAUGAUUCUUUUGAUAUUCUCACUUAUUCAGUGGUUAUUAGUAAAAAAUGAAGAAAAGGAGGAUAAGAUGUUGGCUGAAAACAUCCCUGUUCCAUCCAGUCCAGUACCCAUAGCUACCAUUGACCUCGUGGAGCACCACUCUGAAGCUACAGCACCUCGUGUGGAGCCUAAAAUUCCUCUAAAAAAGACAAAACACCAGGAGGAGCAAGAGGAUGUCAAUAAGCCUGCCUGGGUCAUUUCCUCUUCUCCAUGGGUUACAAUAGCAUUUGCCAUCUACCAGAUCAAAGAAAUCGUGAAGAUGGCAAAGAAAAACUCCAUCACAGAGAGUCAGCCUCUUCAGGAGACAAAUGAAUCUACGUCACACCCCCCUCAAGCUACACCAAUUUUCAAUACGCAUACCACAGACCAGAAGUUUGUGCCCAAGGAUCCAGCAAAUCCAGAAACCUCAUGUAGUUCAGUUAGCAGUAACCCUGCUGAAGACACCAUCUCUCCUGCACUUGACAUCCAGGCCUUUUCUCCCCAACAGCCAGCAGAGACUGUAGAGAACCCAUCUCCUUUGCCAGGCAACUUCAAUGCUACCCAGUCCUUAGUUUCACCUGGUCCGUCCACAAGCUAUGAUGGAAAACAGUAGGAUGAACUUGCACUUCGAAUGAAUGUACUUGUUGUAAUUAAAGCAAAUGUUUUUGAGUUUGUGUGUAUUCAGGUUUAAGAAGAAAAAUUAUUGUAACCAAAAACAAAGAUGAAAUAUUCUGUUUUUUUCAGUAGAAGAAAUGUGUGUGGCACUGCCAUUGAAUUGUUGCCUUUUGAGAUUUGGUUGCACUUCCAGUUCUUGCAUUGCUUAUUAUAAAUUGGAACCUUAUUGUAUGUAUAUGCAGCUAGACUCCUUGUUACAAUGCUAUGUUACAUGAAUUACAGACUGAAACUGGAGAUGUGUACUUACUGACUGUAAACAAUUUUUGAAAUAUUCCGUUUUAAUAUAUUCUUAACAUUAAGAAUUAAACUGCAAAAGUGCCUAAAAUCUAAAGAUUUAUGAGUCUUAACGUAAAGUUGUCUUUCACAGGCACCUUACUGCACCUCUUAUAGGCAUAGAUUCUGUUAAGCUUUACAAGUGUAAGCUAUUAAUAUUUUAAGUUGUCCAAAAAGCUAUUUCAAAUGCACCUGGGAGCAUUAAAAGGUUAACUUACUGACAUUUGGCAAGGACAAAAGUUGUUUUAAUUGCACACAUAUAUCUGAACCAUUGAAGUAAUCUUUGCAUUGUUUUAACUGUGUGUGCCUUGAAUCUUUUGCUUCCUAGAUAUUAAUCACUUUUUGGUAAUCUUUUGAAUCUCCAGAAAAGCUGUUUACAUGCACAAAAAGACGUUUUGAUGAAUCUUUAGGUAAACAGACUGAAAGCUAUGUUGAUCAUGUGUAUUUUACUUUAAAUAAUCAUAUCUUCAAUAAUUUGUAAAACCCAUACAUACAAAAAAAUCUCAAUAUUCUUAUUUUGUAUAUAGUGCAAAAAUGCAACAACUGCUUUAAAAAGUGAAAAAACAUUUAAUGAUUUCUUAUUUUACUAACCAUGAUUAAUCAUUAGGUCUUAAUAAAAAUGUUUAUUUUUGAGUAUCCAAAUGGUUCACCCAGGAAAAAGAUACCUAGGCUCUAGUCAUUUAAAGAAUCCCUGCAAUUUUCCAGGUAUUUAGAAGCUUCUUUACUGUUGGUAAGGGAUACCUCUCCUCUAAUUGGCACUUAACUUUCUGCAUGGGGCUCUGUUGUCUGUAACAUUUUAAAUAUGAGUGGUUUAAAGAUGGGCAGAUUAGAGAAAUAUGCCUGCACUCUGUCAUUUUUCCACAAAAGUGGCAUUAAAAGUGUUUGUGGAAAAGUGAUAAACACACAAUGGCCUAUUCCAUAUUGUGUUUGAAAACUAACUUGGAAAACAAUACUGGUAUUUUCGCCUGUGAUACAAAGCUCUGUCCUUUUGACAUUAAAACAAACCUUCUCACAAUGUGUAUUUUGUAAACAUGUUAGAUAUGUUAAUGUUUGAGAAACAGGGAGCUACAUGGAAUGCCGGAAUUGCACAUUAAACUUAAUUUCUUCAAGUUAA